GCUUCAGAGAAAGGAGGAGGGGAAAACCCAAGCAUCGGCUUUGCUCACAGGCUGGCCUUCGAUGACAUUUUGGUAAUCUCAGUUAAAUAUUUAACAACAGUUUCAACAUUUUACCUUCCUUUGGCAAGAAGAGGGACUGCUCACACACAACAAUGGCCAGCUACAAUGUGGACUCAAGCCCCGUCAAAUUAUCGAACCUGCAGUCUCAGGUGAAUGAUGUAAAGGGGAUCAUGACACAUAAUAUUGAAAAGGUUCUGGACAGAGGAGAGAGGCUGGAUGACCUCAUUAUCAAAACAGAUGAUCUCCAAGCCACAGCUGAUUCGUUUCAGAAAACAUCCACAAAAAUUGCAAGGAAGAUGUGGUGGAAAAACACAAAAAUGAUUAUUAUCAUUGUAGUGAUUGUGGUUGUGAUCAUCAUCCUUAUCAUUCUCUUUGCUACUGGUGUCAUCCCAACGUAGGUCCCACUACUACCUCCCACUGAUGGACUCAAACAAUUUCACCUUUGUGUAUAUAAUGUGAUUAUUCCAUCUAGAAACUAUAAGGAAGCUUUGUAAUCUGAUGUAUGUAAAAUAAAUUGUAGAAAAUGGAUAAUAA
Molecule: messenger RNA, 594 nt
Organism: Mobula hypostoma (lesser devil ray)
Lineage: Eukaryota; Metazoa; Chordata; Chondrichthyes; Myliobatiformes; Myliobatidae
Exons: 3
Coding region: 153-458 (101 amino acids)
Biological process (GO): mucus secretion; vesicle-mediated transport; SNARE complex assembly
Cellular component (GO): SNARE complex; plasma membrane; mucin granule
Molecular function (GO): syntaxin binding; SNAP receptor activity
Source: RefSeq, a predicted model, not a curated record